Olea europaea var. sylvestris is the source of this 1021-nucleotide messenger RNA. Its product is annotated as bidirectional sugar transporter SWEET2a-like. The record is from RefSeq and is a predicted model, not a curated record. Gene Ontology annotation, cellular component: membrane. Gene Ontology annotation, molecular function: sugar transmembrane transporter activity. The transcript has 7 exons. Bases 132 to 839 code for a protein of 235 amino acids. NCBI's taxonomy places the organism in Eukaryota, Viridiplantae, Streptophyta, Magnoliopsida, Lamiales, Oleaceae. Gene Ontology annotation, biological process: carbohydrate transport.
AUAAGGAAAACCAGUUGUUUUGAUAAACUUGAUUUGUACAACUCAAAUACCCCUAGAAAAUUCAAUUUCGAGUAAUCAUAUUUCCCUUCAAGAUUAAUGUCUGAAGUUUGAUUUGAAAAGGCUGAAAAACGAUGUCAGAAGGCGGCUUGUUCUCAACUUAUUCACUCUGCAGUUCUGCAGCUGGAGUUCUAGGGAACCUCCUUGCUUUUGUGUUAUUUGUAUCACCUAUACCGACAUUUAGGAGAAUUAUAAGAAGCAAAUCGACAGAAGAAUUUUCAGGGUUGCCUUAUAUAUAUUCUCUCUUGAAUUGCUUGAUAUGCCUUUGGUAUGGGACACCUAUUGUAUCUCCUGGCAUAAUUUUGAUUUUCACGGUGAAUUCGAUUGGAGCCAUUUUCCAGUUCAUUUACAUAAUCAUCUUCAUUAUAUAUGCGGAUAGAACAAAAAAGGUGAAGAUGCUCGGCUUGUUACUUGCAGUGUUUGCCGUAUUUGGGGUGAUUGUGUUUUUAAGCAUUAAUAUCUUCGAACCACCAAAUCGACAACUUUUCAUUGGAUAUUUGUCCGUCUUUUCUCUUGUAUCAAUGUUUGCUUCUCCACUAUUCAUUAUUAAUUUGGUGAUAAAAACAAAGAGCGUCGAAUACAUGCCAUUUUAUCUCUCGCUUGCGACCUUUUUGAUGAGUAUUUCCUUCUUUGCAUACGGAAUGUUCAAGCAGGAUCUAUUUAUUUCUGUUCCGAAUGGGAUUGGAGCAAUUCUCGGGAUUAUACAGUUGGUGCUGUACUUCUGUUACAGUAGAAAAUCUGGGGAGGAGAGUCGAAGACCUCUGCUUGAGUCUUAUGCAUGACUUAGAGAAUUAUUGCUCAAACGGUGCGGUGGGAUUUUACAUUUUUUUUUUUAUGUUAUGUGAUUCCAUAUUGUAUGAUGAUGUCAUGCUCAAAUUUGUUAGUUGUCGUACAAUUAUUAUUCAAGAGAUCAAAUGCAGGGUUGCUCAUUUUGGUUUAUUUAAUUUUAAUACUUUCGUUUGAA